UGAUACGAAAUGGUAGAAGUUUCAGUUGCCACCCGCGUUCAAAUCAAACCCUUUGUUUCUGCAAGCCCGCAUCUUCCAAUUUGUCGCAAAAUAACAUGGAAAAUUUGUGGAGCUGUGGCAUCAUCUGAUUCCUCAUCUUCUUCUAGUUGUGGGUAUAGCAGGUAUGAUAAACAAACGAUAGAUGAUGGGCAAGUAGUAUUGCCAAAGAAGAAGAAGAAGAGAAGGAGGGUGUUCUUUCUAGAUGUUAAUCCUCUCUGUUAUGCUGGAAGUAAACCCAGCUUACACUCUUUUGCUCGUUGGGUCUCCUUGUUUUUUAAGCAAGUUAGCCUCUCUGAUCCUGUUAUCGCUGUUGUUGAUGGUGAAAGAGGAAGCGAGCACCGCCGGCAGUUGCUACCUUCAUAUAAAACACACAGGUGGAAGUUGUUAAGACAGUUUUCAAGGGGUCAUGUUGGAAGGUCACACGGAGUCAUCAAAGAUGUUUUUACAAAAUGCAAUGUGCCUGUCAUAAAAAUAGAUGGCCAGGAAGCGGAUGAUGUUAUAGCUACUCUUGUGGAACAAGUUCUACAAAUAGGAUAUCAAGUGGUGAUUGCGUCUCCUGAUAAAGAUUUUAAGCAAUUGCUUUCAGAAGAUGUCCAAAUCGUAAUGCCCCUGGACGAUUUAAAGCGCUGGUCCUUUUACACCCUUAAGCACUACAUGGCUCAGUAUAAUUGUGAUCCGUGCUGUGAUUUGAGCCUCAGAUGCAUUAUGGGAGAUCAAGCUGAUGGUGUUCCUGGGAUCCAACAUCUGGCUCCUGGGUUUGGUCAGAAGACUGCCCUAAAGCUCUUGAAAAAACAUGGCUCAUUGAAAAAUUUACUAAACAUAGCUUCAGUAAGAACUGUGGGCAGACAGUAUGCGCAAGAUGCUCUUACAAAGUAUGCGGAUUAUCUACGAAGGAACUAUGAGAUUCUUUCCCUUAGAAGGGAUGUCAAUGUUCAACUUAAAGAGGAGUGGCUUGUUCCAAGAGACACAAGCAAUGAUUCAAAAACUUUGUCAAACUUCUUUAAAUUCUUGGAAGAAACCGAGAAGUUCAGUCAUCAAACUGGAUCUAUUUCAAAUGGCUAAGUUGAUAGAUUGUGAAGUUUUGAACCAUGAUAGACAACUUUCAAAUUACUUCCAUAAAAAGUGAACCAAGUUCACAACAAAAGUGUUUUUCAUCCGAUGCUGGUGCAAGGCUACCAUCUACAUUGAAUUAUUGAUCAGUGGUGGGAUGGACAUGGAUGGCUAGACCCAGGCUUGGCAAUCCCAACUUUCUUUUUUUUUUUUCUUUUUUUUUUCAGAAACCGUCUUUAAUGCGAUCUUACAUAUUCUCAACUUGUAAUGCAUAAGAUUGUAACCCCCUGUGGAUAGAUUUGACAAUUCAGUUAUUGCAUUGUAAUUUACUUUUCCCA
Molecule: messenger RNA, 1427 nt
Organism: Rosa rugosa (rugosa rose)
Lineage: Eukaryota; Viridiplantae; Streptophyta; Magnoliopsida; Rosales; Rosaceae
Exons: 6
Coding region: 10-1101 (363 amino acids)
Biological process (GO): DNA replication, Okazaki fragment processing
Molecular function (GO): 5'-flap endonuclease activity; DNA binding
Source: RefSeq, a predicted model, not a curated record